Penicillium brasilianum is the source of this 1343-nucleotide messenger RNA. NCBI's taxonomy places the organism in Eukaryota, Fungi, Ascomycota, Eurotiomycetes, Eurotiales, Aspergillaceae. The record is from the annotation of a GenBank genome assembly.
CGACGACUUCCGUAGAUGAUGAUGCUUAUCCCGUGUCUUCAAUAACAAUGACCUCUAAAAAACCUCCUAAGAAGGUAUAUCCAAUCACAACGUUUAUCUCAGACCUACCGACCAGUCUCAUCCCACAAGCUUAUCCCUCAUCUGUGGAAAAUGGCUCUCAGAGCCGACGUUUGGUUAUUGUGGGUGACGUACAUGGAAUGAGAAAGUCCCUAGAAAAUCUCCUUGACAAAGUAGGCUUUAACAAAGCAAAUGGAGAUCAUCUUGUUUUGGCUGGCGACAUUACCAACAAAGGGCCCGACAGCUCUGGUGUUGUUGAUUUAGCGAUCAAGCUAGGCGCCAGCGCAGUAAGAGGCAAUCACGACAAUGCAGUUCUCGAUGCGGCAGCCGAGAUCGCCGCUAAUGGUGGUCUUGAACAAUUCAAAAGCUUGAUUGAGACAUUGGCUACACCUGAUACUCCUCGAGAAGAUCUGCCCAAGGACAAUGUCUCUACCCAAGGCUCGGAGAAGAGCGGACCUGCUACAACCGACAUUACUCUGCGACAUGGUGCAAAAACAUAUAGAACGGCACUCCAGCUUUCUCCCCAUCAAAUUGAAUGGCUUGCCAAGUUGCCGUUGAUCUUGCGCAUCCAGCUACCUCGGGAUGUAUCAUCCUCCCUCGGUAGCAACCUUGUUGUGGCGCAUGCGGGCCUCGUUCCAGGUGUCCCACUUGAAGAGCAGGACCCUCACGCUGUACUGCAUAUGAGAAGUCUGACUCGCAAAUCGGACAAGGAAGAUGAAUUCAUGCCAGAAGAAUCCGCUGGAGAAGAAGGCUGGGCUUCGGAAUGGGACCGAUGGCAAGACAAGCUUACAUCACGGACUACUGUGGUAUUUGGACACGACGCAAAGCGCCGGUUGCAGCUUGGCAGAUGUACCAUUGGGCUGGAUACGGCAUGCGUAUACGGGAAUCAACUCAGUGCGCUUGUGAUCUCGUUCAACGACGCCAAAAUCAAGCAUCAGAUUAUCUCAGUCGAUUAUGCUGAUAUACCUGUGGCCCCAGCAGCACCAAUCAAGGAAGAAAACAAGACGGCGAUUGAUAAGUAGCGUGGGCAUAUAAAAUAGCUGUCCUGACAUUCAAUUCUCGGAAGAAUGAUAAUUCAUGUCUUUUAGAAGCUGUUUCUCUAUUUGGAAUGAUAUGCGCUCUGGUCUCGCUGUGAUCAUCCAGGAUUUACUCGGAUGCCAAUUGCCAGUCUACAUACCGUCAAGUGUAACUUGCAUCAGAUAAUGGAAUACCAGUCCUGUGAUAAACCUUGAAAAACUCAAUGUGAACAAGUAUCCAUUUAUCGAAUAUAACAAAUUAAAAAAAAG